AUGGCGUCACAGGCAGAGGACUUUAAUGUCCUGUCCGACUACAUCCUUUCCAAGAUCGAUAUCCACGUAUCCGGAGCCUGUGGUCCUGGCCGCACGCAGCCGAUCGAGUGCUACUAUCCGGUCCAUCGAGCAUACAGUGAGAACAUCUCCAAAAAGCAUGCGUCCAUCGAUGAUCGUUUGAAGGACUUCAUACCAGGGGGUGUGCCACGCCCGGUGGAGAGCUUGGCUGCUCGAGAAGGUUAUGGUCUAGUGUACGACCGCGAUAUCGUCACAACUUGGCGCCUGCCAGCCAUAUUGUCUGCGUAUGAGAUCUUCUUCUGGGAGAAAGAGUUUGAAAGAGCGCUUGGCCGCAACACCAUGCUCGUCGUUUUGGAAGCGUUCUACGAGGCCAACCCGGCACUCACGGGUAACUGUAACGCCUUUGAACUUAUGCAAAGAUUCCGGGGCUUUGUGGAGGGGCUUGGUACGCGCAUGCUAUCCGUAACCGUCUCAAGCAUUGUCAUCGAUAUGAUUGCGAGCUUCCAGCGCAUGAAGGAUGGACUCGACACUGAACCAUUUGCUUGGGAAAAGCGGAACAUUGUUCGCACCCUCCACGAGUUUGUUCUCACACGUGAGUGCUGGCAGUAUGCGCGAAAUCAAGAGCCGGCCCUGGAGGUUACUUUUGGAGUGACUGGUGGACGUCGUAAAAGCAACCGCCGCCAAGUAUCUGAGGAGAUCAUACUGCAGUUCGACUACAGCUGGAAUCCUCCAACGAUUGGAUUUGAAAACCUCCAGAACGUCGUCUACGAAAGUACAUACUUCGUACUCAAGCCGUCAAUAAGCAUGUCACGUCCAUUCUCGGAGCUGCAGCACCUCACAAUCGAGCACUACAUCGGGCCUACAAGAAGUUGGCUGCAAUAG
Messenger RNA from Ramularia collo-cygni, 900 nucleotides. RefSeq lists its product as uncharacterized. NCBI's taxonomy places the organism in Eukaryota, Fungi, Ascomycota, Dothideomycetes, Mycosphaerellales, Mycosphaerellaceae. The transcript is spliced from 2 exons. The record is from RefSeq and is a predicted model, not a curated record. The coding region runs from base 1 to 900 and encodes 299 amino acids.